AUCAUUUCGAUAAAUUGUAAUUUAAAAAAAUUAUAACACAUCUAUGCAGUGACUUAAUCUUAAUUUUUUGAAAACGAACUGAAAUUGUUUAGAUUAAUUUUCAGGGAGCUAUGCUAUUUUAAAGAACGUUAAAGUAUUUUUAUUAUUCACUGAGUACAAACUUUAUUUAUUAAUUCCUUAUUUUGAUAGGGGUAGUUUAUUUGGUUAGUGCGACGUUCGUGUCAUGACAGCGUCAAAAACUGCUGGAGAUGUUAGAAUAAUGUCGGUUACAAGGAAGAAAUGCAUUUGUAAUCAAGGAUUGCUAUAUGUAUUUUUUUUAUCAUCAGUGUUCAUUACAAUUUUUGGAUUUUAAGGUUUUAGUCCCUUGUUUUAUGUGUAUUAUUUGAUCUUUCGUCUAUAAUAGUAUUAUACUUUAAAACCGAAUUUUGACAAGUUAUAUUUGAAUCAAUUUGUUUGUAUUUAUUGUGAAAAUAUAACCGUUUAUAUUCAAAUAAAUACACAAUUCUUCUCAUGUAAAUACACUAAAGAUACUUUUGGAAGAUUUCUACAUUGUGUCACUACAAAUAUAUUACUAAAAAGUAAAUAAAUCUUUUACAAUACUAAAGGUAUAAAUAAUGGAGGAUACAAAUACAAUUAAACAACAAACUAGUUGUUAUACAAAAAAUAAAGAACUUUUAUCACGUUCAUAUGCGUCAAAAGAAGAAUUUGUAAGAGAAUUUAAAAAGCAAAACUAUGAAAAAGUUAAAGCUAAAGAACUCUUUCUUCUGGUUUUCAGUGAACUUGAAAAAGCAGUAUCGGAAGGUAAUAUUAAUAAUUUAAAAAAAUUAAGCAUAUUGAUAGAAUACACGAGUGAGAUAGAAGAUGGAGAAACUUUGAAAGAUUAUUACAGUGAUGCUAGUAAUCCUAUAAAAAACACUAACUUAGUUAUUUUAGCUUGUAAGCAAAAUAAACAAGAGGUACUAAAAUAUCUGUUUGAUAAUGAUACUAAAAUUCUAAAUAAUUUAUCCAUGGAUAUUGAAACAAAUACUCUGCUACCAAGUAAUAAAGAUGAAACAUGCCAUAAUGCAUUUUACUAUGCUGUACGUUCGAAUAAUGUUGAACUUCUUGAUAUACUAAUUAACAAAUGGCCAAGUAAUUACUUCAGUUUUCAUUUGGAUGAACUGGAUGAAAUCCUUUCAAGAGCUUAUGAAGAAUUAAAGCUGAAGAAUGUACUAUUAUCAGAUGAAAUGGAAAUUUUUGUUGAAAAUAAGUUAAUAAACCUCCGUUUUUUUUCUGAUACUUCUAAACAGUGUAAAAGUUGUAGAUAUGAUUUUAAUACAAUUAAAGAGCGAAUUGAAUUAAUACUUGAAAACAUUGAUUUGUUAAAAACAGAGUACUCAAAUACAGAAACUGUAGAUGAAAAGUUUUUAUUUGUAACAAAAUUUAUUGCACAAAAUAUUCAUGUAUUGAAACAACAAUUGAAAUCAACAUAUGAUAGAAUACCUUGGGAAGAAAUAGAAUUUUAUUUGGUCAGUUUUAUUUCUUCUCACACUAAACGUGAAGAAAUUAAUCUAUUUUAUUAUGUUAUACUGAAUAAGAGAAAAAUACUAAAUCAAUUAGAAAAUUUCGGAAAGAAACUUCAAGAAGAAAAAAUGAAAAUAGGAACAAUGAAUAUUAGUAAAAUAUCUAGUCUCCCAAAAUUAAGACGGGAUACAGUUGUUGAAGGCAUUAUUAAUAAGUAUCCUGAAUUUGAAGAAUUAUAUAAUGAUUAUCAACAAAUUAGGGAUAUCUAUUCUUUAGAGCAAAUAGAUAAUUAUAUAAAGUUGGCAUUAUCAACUGAUCCUGCAGAAAGAGAAGGGCAAUUAAUUAUCAUAAGAGCAUUACAAGUUAUUGGUGAAUAUUUAAAAAAUACUCUGGAAUCUCCUAAAUUAUCUAAUACUACAAGUGAACUUUUUCUGCUAUCUUUACCAAAGAAUACAAGAGAAAUUAUUAUAGAUUUACGAAAUUCAUUGUCGCAUACUUACUCACUCUCUAAAAGAAUAGAGAUUGAAGUAGAGGCAGAUGUUAAUUUUUUUAUUGGUGUUCAAAAUGACAUGAAAAAAGUUCAUGAUGUAGUUACUAAUAUUCUUUAUGGCAACAAAAUAAAAAUGAUUAGAAUUCUCCUAACAAAAAUAGUGAGUAGCAAAAAUGCGGAUGAAAUAAAAAUUGUUCUAACGGAUUUCAGUAAUAUCGAAUUUAAUGAAACGAUCCCAGAAAGUUUUAAAGUGAAAGAAUACAUGAAACUUCAAAAAUUUACUGAAGAAUUAAGUGAUGCUAUAACUGACAAGACAGAUUAUGAAAAAGAACUAUUUGAAAAAGUUAAUAACACAAUCAAUUUCAUAAGAAAUAAAUCAAAAAAUAUAAGAGCUGAUUAUGUUACAGGAUUUAAAUUAUUAAAAUGUUUAAGCAUUGCCUUUAAUCACAAUGAAAUGAAUGACAAUAUUGUUAGAGGUUUGAAAUUUUUUGCUUCUAAAAUAUUAGAAAAUUUUGCUCCCCAAGUAGAGUCUCACAGUCUUAAAGAAAUUGCUGAAUUGACAAUGAAAAUCUCUCAUAGUGUUAAAACAAGAAUACAAAAUGGCAACCUUGAAAAAGUAAACAGAUUAGUUUUUGAAAUUUGUUACAUUGCUGAAUUUGGAAUAAAUGAUAUCAAAUGGAUUGAAAGAUUAAGAGAAAAAUUAAAUGAAAAAUGUUCUUUCAUGCCUACUAAUAAACAAAAAUGGACUUGCAGUUUAACAGAAAAAGAAUAUAAUAAUCACUUUGCACUAAAGCUAUCUGAAUUAAAAAACAUUUUAAGUAGUAAUGGAUUAAAUGAUCAGUUAGUUGAAAAAUGUUCUUUUUAUAAAAAGAAUGAAAAAUUGCAGGUAGUAAUAAAAAUGCUUAUGCUAGAUAUAAUGUCAAUUUUAGGUAGCUUGAAGAAUUAUUUGGAAGAUAAUCUGUUUCUUUUAGAUGAUAAUGCUCCCCUGUUAACUGGAAAAUGUUUGCGUAACCAUUUAGCACAUGAUAAUGCCUUAGUUAGUAUAUUAUUACUUGAUCCCUCACUAUCACUUAUUCUAAAUGCUAGAAAACUAACUACAGAAAAUAUAAUUAAGAAUAGAAAGAAAAUUGGAAAAUUGGUCAGAGAUGAUCCUUCUACAUUUAAAGAAAAAUAUGAACAAAAUCUAGCUAUCAUUAUUAAUCAGAAAAGAAUGUUUGUUGCAUUGGAAGAAGGAAAUCUGGAAAAUUUAAAAGAUUGUCUGAAGAAAGGAGCAGACAUCAAUGCAAGAGAUAUUAACUCGUGGACCACAUUACAUUUUGCUGCUAGAGGAUCCAGUUCUGAAAUUAUAAAAUUUAUCCUUGAUCACAAUUUCAAUCCUAAUAUUAAGGAUAUCAAUGGACAAAACCCACUACACAUUGCUGCUGCACAUGAUAGGAAGAAUAUUGUACAAUUUUUUAUACAAAAAACAGACUUAUAUAUAGAUGACAAAGACAAUAAUGGUAAAACACCACUACACAUUGCAGCUGAAAAUGGUAACAAGGAUGCUGUUGAAAUUUUAUUGCAAAAUAAUGCCAAUACCAAUACUCAAGAUAUAGCUGGUUUGACACCAUUACACUCUGCAGUAAAAAAUAAUCAUAUAGAUGUGGUUAAAAUUUUGCUACAAAAAGAUGUUGGUGUUAAUGAGAUUAUGGGUGGUUUUACUUUAUUACACAUAGCUGCAGAGAGUGGACACUUAGAAAUAGUUAAUUAUUUACUAAGUAUUGGAGCAAAUAUUAAUGCACGAAAUGAUAGAGAUGCAAUACCAUUACACCUAGCAGCAUUAAAUGGUCAUUUGGAAAUAGUAAACACUCUAGUUUCAAAUGGUGCUGAUGUCAAUGCUAGAGUUCUGGAUGGUUGUACACCAUUACAUUAUGCAGUAGAAAAUGGUUUUAAGGAGAUAGUUAAUGUUUUAUUGAAACAUGGAGCUAAUACUAAUGUUUCUGAUAAUACCUACCUCAAUACACCUUUACACUAUGCAACAAAAGAUGGACAUGUAGGAAUUGUUAAAAUUCUACUGAAAAAUAAUGCUAAUACUAAUGUUGCUACUGUUGAUGGUGUGACUCCGCUACAUUUUGCUGUACAAAGUGGUCACUUGGAAAUAGUUUCUGUCCUUCUUGAAUACAUUGUCGAUGUUAAUGCUACAGAUAAAAAUAAAACUACACCAUUACACUAUGCAGCAGAAAGAGGUCAUAAAGAAAUUGCUGAUCUUUUAAUAAAAAGUGGAGCUGAAAUUAAUGCAAAAAAUAGUGGUAUGUUUACUCCAUUAUAUAUAGCUGCUCAGAAUGGUCAUAAAGAUGUUAUCAACCUCCUAAUAGAAAAUAAAGCUCAAAUUAAUAUUCGAGACAUUAAGGGUAACACACCAUUACAUGCUGCUGCUACAAAUGAUAAUAAAGACAUCAUUGACUUUCUGAUAAAAAAUAAAGCUGAAGUAAAUGUUAGAAAUAAUUAUGGUCUUACACCAUUACAUACAACUGCCGCGAAUGGUAAUAAAAAUAUUAUUGAACUUCUAAUACAAAAUAAUGCUGAAGUUAAUGCUAGAUCUAAUGAUGGUAUUACACCGUUGCAUACAGCUGUUGUACAUGGACAUAAAGAUGCUGUUAUUUUUCUGAUAAAAAAUGGAGCUGAAGUUAACGAUAUAGACAAUUUUGGUUUUACAAUUUUACAUUCGGCUAUUAUAGGAGGUCACAAAGAUGUUGUUAACGUUCUAAUACAAAAUAAAGCUAAAGUUAAUGCUACAGGUAUUGCUGGUAAUACUCCAUUACAUGCAGCUGUAGAAACUGGAAAUAAAGAAAUUGUUCAGAUGUUGGUAAGAAAUGGAGCUGAUGUUAAUGUCAAGAAUAAGGAUGAAAUGACUCCACUGUCUUCUGCUGUUAAAAAAAAUUAUAAAAAAAUCGUAGAAGUUCUAGUAACAAACGGAGCUAAUGUUAAUGCAAAAAAUGGCGAAGCUUUAUUAAUAGCAAUUUUUGCUGGCUUUAGAGAUAUCGUAAAUAUUUUACUGGAAAAUAACGCUCGUAUUAAUAUAAAAUGUUCGGAGAAUGUAACGCCAUUACACUUAGCUGUGGAAAGAGGUCAUACAGAAAUAGUAAAUACUUUAAUCUCAAAAGGAGCUAAUAUUCAUGCUACUGCUGCAACAGGUGCUACACCAUUGCAUCUUGCAGUACAAAAGGCUAAUAAGGAAAUUGUUGAACUUUUGUUAUUAAAAGGAGCCAAAGUUAAUGUUAACUCUAUUAAUGGUACACCAUUACAUCUUGCAGUGGGAGAAUAUGGUCAUGUAGACAUUGUUAGGAUUCUAUUAAAUAAUGGAGCAAAUAUCAAUAUUAAAGAUUUGAAAAAUAGAAUGCCUUUUGAAUUAGCAGUUGCACAUAAUCAGCUAGAGAGUGUAAAAUUGUUGCUGGCUCGAAAUAAAAAAAUAGACAUCAAUGCUAAGAUUAAUGACACCUGGACAGUGUUGCACAUUGCUACACAAGAAGGUAAUUUAGAAAUGAUAAAAUACUUAAUAGAUAAAGGAUCCGAUAUUAAUAUUAGGAAUGCUUCUGGUUCAAAACCAAUACACAUUGCAGCCAGAGAAGGUUUUAAAGAUAUUGUCGAAUUUUUUCUUAAUAAAGGCUUAAAUAUUCACGAUCCUGGUACAGCUAAUCAGACAUUGUUACAUUAUGCUGCAAUGACAGGUCAAUUGGAAGUUGUAAAAUAUUUGAUAUCAGAAGGGGCUAAUAUUAAUACUCAAGAUGCUAAUGGAUUAACACCUUUGCAUUUUGCUGCCAAUUUCGAUUAUAACUACGUUGUUGAAGUUCUAUUACAAAAUGGUGCAAUUUAUAAUACUCUUGACAAGUUUUGUAGAAAACCAUUGGAUAUGGCCAGUGACUCAAAAGUUAUCAUUCCAUUAAUAUCAACUGAGAAAUUGUUUGAGGCUGUAAAACAUAAUAAUGCUUCACAAGUUGAGAAAUGCAUCAAAUCAGGAGCAUUUGUCAAUGCUAAAUAUGCUUCGAAAGGGUAUGAUGGAACAUCAUUACAUUAUGCUGCAUGGAAAGGCUACGAUGAAAUCAUUAAUAUUCUAUUACAAAAUAAAGCUAAUCCUAAUAUGGCUGGUAGCAAGGGGUUUACUCCUUUGCAUUAUGCUGCAAAGUUUUCUCAUUUAAAAAUUGUUAUGGUUUUGCUGUCUAAUGGUGCAGUAUAUAAUGCUGCUUCUAUUGGUGGAAAAACUCCAUUAGAUUUUGCUGUAGAUAAAAAUAUAAUUAAUUUACUGAAAUUAGUGAAUGAAUCAUUUAAAAAUGUUAAAAGUAACAACUUUAAAGUUAUUAAUGACCUUAAUGAAAUAAAAGAUCCUACUAUGAUAAAAGCGAUAAUGAAUGCUCGUAAUAGAGAAAACCAAAGUUUAAUAGUUGCUGCAUUAAACAAUAACUUUUCACAAAUCACACAAUUGGAACAAGUAUCACAAGGUGAUGUGUCUACUCAAAUUGAUACAGCUUUAAAGCACUUACGUCAGGAAAAAUAUGAAUCAGCUAUCAGUAUUUUCAGAAACGUUUUUGAAAAGAGAAAAGAAAUUUUAGGCCCAGAUAAUCCUGCCACUUUAGAUAUUCAAAUAUAUAUAGCCAAAAUACUAUAUAAACAAGGAUCUUUUCAAGAGGCUAUAAAUAUAUUGGACGAGAUCAUCCAUAAGCAAAAAGAAAUAUUUGAAUUGGAUAACAAAUACACUUUAAGUAUAAGAAGCAUGUAUGCUUUAAUACGUUAUAAACAAGGAAAAAAUGAAGAAGCUUUCAAUAUUUAUCAAGAAGUAUAUAAAAAGCAAGAGGAAAUAUUAGGACCAAAUCAUCCAGAUUCUUUAGAUAGCCAAUUUCACAUAGCCCUGGUGUUAGACAAACAAGGAAAAUAUGAAGAAGCAUUGAAAAUAAAUAAAGCAGUUUUUAAAAAGAGAAAAGAAUUGUUUGGUGCAAAUCACCACAGUACUUUAUAUGCCCAAAAUAAUGUAGCAAUGGUUCUGAGUAACCAAGGUAAAUAUAAAGAAGCCUUAGAAAUCCUUGAAGAAGUAUUUGAGAAGAAGAAAAUGGUUUUUGGCAUUAAUCAUUCUGAUACUAUAAGAACGUUAUUUAACAUUGCUGGAGUAUUUUUUACUCAGAAGAAAUAUGACAAAGCUUUAAAGAUUUAUCAAGAAGUUUUUAAUUUCCAAAAAAAAACUUUUGGAGAUCUUCAUACAGAUACAUUAAAUACUCAAUAUACUCUAGGAAAUGUACUUUUUACUCAGGGCAAAAUGAUUGGUGCAUUUAAAGUUUAUAGUGAAUGUCUUGAUAAAAUAAAAUCUGUUUUUGGACCAAACCAUCCUACUGUUUUGGAUAUUAUAAAAAAGAUAGAAGCAAUUAAUUUUGGUUUGAAGCUUCAAGGUUCAGAAACAUCAGAGAUUAUUGGAUAUUUGCAGAAGAAUAUCAACAUUGCUGCUAGUAAUGGUAAUAUACAAAUUGUUCGUAAUUUAUUAAAAAAUGGAGCUGAUGUCAAUGAUAAAGAUUCUGAAGGAAGAACACCAUUACAUUACGCUGUUAGCAAUGAACACUUAGAUGUUGUAAAUAUCUUAUUAGAAAAUGGAGCUGAUGUUACACAAGUUACUAACAAAGGUAAUACACCAUUGCACACUGCUGCUUCUAAAAAUAAUAAGGAAAUCAUUGAAGUUUUAUUACAACAUGUAAGUCGUAAUAAAUUAAUUGAUUUUAUAAAUGCUAAAACAACUACUAGUGGUGUUACAGCACUUCAUGUUGUUGCUAAAAAUGCUUCAGUAGAUAUUGUCAAAUUUUUACUUUCACACGGUGCAUGUUAUAAUAUUAAAAAUAAGGAAGACAAAACACCAUUUGAUCUUUCCAAUAACCAAGAUGUUAAUAAUUUGUUCAUACUACUUGAGAAGCUAUUUAUAGAUGCAAAAAAUGGUAACGCUGAAAUUAUUGACAAUAUAAGUGCAUUAAAUAGUGAUGAAUUUUCAGCUGUAAUGAAUGCUCGUGAUAAUUCUGGAUGUACAUUAUUACAAGUUGCAGUAUCUAAUAACAGGAAAGAUAUUGCUGCCAAAUUAUCAAAAAUGUUAAAAUUUGAGAGCUAGAAAUAUAGAAGCAGAGAUAAUGAUAGUUAUUUGUAAGUGAUUUAAGAUAAGGAUUGUAAGAUAAAUUUAUAAUUUAAAUUUUUAUAUAAUAAAUGUAAUUUCUA
Megachile rotundata (alfalfa leafcutting bee) is the source of this 8212-nucleotide messenger RNA. RefSeq lists its product as uncharacterized. The record is from RefSeq and is a predicted model, not a curated record. Gene Ontology annotation, molecular function: protein binding. NCBI's taxonomy places the organism in Eukaryota, Metazoa, Arthropoda, Insecta, Hymenoptera, Megachilidae.